AUGGCCCGAUCACAAGCCCAAGACGUCAUUCGAUGUCAAUACUGCGAGGACGAGCCCGCUGUCUUCCACUGUGUUCCGUGUGGAGAUGAACUCUGUCCUCGAUGUAAAGUCUUCCAUCUUAAAAGCAAAGUUCCCUCUGGACACAACAUCGUCCGUCUGUCUGAGAGACUUCAUCCAACCAAUCAGAUCAAAAUGUGUGAGGUCCACUCAUGUAAAGCUUACGAGGCUUGCUGUGAAGAUUGCCAAGUCCCGGUGUGUAUUACAUGCAUUCAGGAAGAGCAUGGAAAACACGCCAUCGGGAAAUUACAGGAUAUGUACGAGAAACAAAAGGCUGAAACUGAAAACGAAUUGACUAAGAUGAAGACACAAUACAAGUCUGAGAUUAUUCAAAGAAUAAAAGAUUUCAAAAAUGGAGAAAGCGGAAUAAAGACCAGUCAUAAAUUUAUAAGAGAAAAAAUGAAGAAACAAGCUCAGGAUUUUAUAGAUCAUAUCAAUACCAUUUUGAAGGAAGCCUUGGAUGAAUCCUCGAAAGACGAGAGAGAAACAUUAAAGGAAAUAUCUCAAUAUACAGCAGAAAUGGAAAGCUUUGAACAAAACAUGGAUCAAUUGAUUGAGAAAUUUGAAACUCUUACAGAAUCAAGUCAUCCCACCGACCUUAUAUUGUACCGAAAGCGAAAUCCUGACACUUUCAAGAGAUUGAAAUUUCCAGUAAAAAUAAAUCUCACUAUGCCUUCAUUUACAAUUGGUGAGAUGAAAAAAUCUCAAAAUGAGCAUCAGUUUGGUAAAUUCAUCAGAGGUCAACUCAGCCAUCUUAAAUCAAGCGAUGAUAGCUUGCGAGUUUAUGAUCAGUCUAGGUCUUCAAACGUAAAACCAUCUAUCAAAAAAGUAUCGAGACGUUCAGUUAAACUUAGCGAAACAAAAACUCAAAAGAGAGAGUUAUAUAAUGUGAGUUGUGGUGAUGAUAGAUCAGCGUACAUCAGUGGUAAUGGUCCAGGAAUACAACUGAUAGACAGGUCAGAGACAGAGCUGGAUAACAUCAGUACUGACGGUCAACCAUCUGGUCUGGCUGUGAUGAAGGACGGAAGUCUGAUUUACUCUGAAUACAUCAAUAAAGUAAUCUACAGAGUGUCACUCAAUAAACAGACAACAAAACUUAUAAAUACUGAGUAUAAUCCUACAGGACUGUGUUGUACCAGAUCAUGUGAUAUCCUGGUCUGUAUGGGUCUUUUAUAUACAGCGAGAGUGGUCAAGUACAGCAGCAGUGGGAGGAUGAUCCAGGAAUUCAGGACAGAUCAGAACGGGGAGGGAAUUUUUAUUAAUCCAAGGUUUGUCUGUGAGAAUGUCAACGACGAUAUCUGUGUUUCUGAUUCAAAUAAUAAAUUGGUCGUACUGAACAAGUCUGGAAAUCUUCGGUUUAAGUAUGACGGGAAAGUCCUUAAACAGACGUUAGAAGAAAAAUUUGAUCCGCGUGGUGUUACUACCGACAGUCUGGGUCACAUCCUUAUCGCAGACAGCGCCAAUAAUGCUGUACACCUGAUCAGCCAGAACGGGGACUUCCUGUGUUAUAUCCUGACAAAGGAUGAUGGGAUAUCACGACCACGGGGGAUCUCUGUGGACAAACACGACAACCUGUGGCUGGUAGAAGAAAAAACAGCCUGUGUUAAAGUGUAUCAGUAUCUGUCAUAAGUAACUUUGAACACUCCUUUCCUAUACUGUGAACCUUUACAAAUGUAUUUAUUUACCUUACAAAAUAACUCAUCAUUAAAAUGAUACAGUUUUCCUUAUAAUUAUUUUUCAGUUAAUAGAAACAAAUAUAAUAUUUAAUGGUUAUUUUAAUAUAGAUUUUCAAAAGAAUGUAAGUAUAUAUAUGUACAUAUAUUUUAAGCAGAAUUGUUCAUCAAAAAUGAUAUGUGACUUUGGAAAAUGUCGUGACUAUUUAUUUCAACAAAAUUUGCAUUUUUAUCUCACAUAAAUUAUACUAGUACGUUAUUUAUGGUUUAAUACUACACAUUGAUUAAGGAAGAAACUAAUAAACAAAUUACAGAGAAGACUCAAUGAUCGAUCUGAAAAGACUUUUUAGGGAAGAAGGACUUAACGAGAGUUAUUUCUCUUUGUUCGCUUGCUGCAUUUGUGAAGAG
Messenger RNA from Saccostrea cuccullata (small rock oyster), 2138 nucleotides. RefSeq names its product E3 ubiquitin-protein ligase TRIM71-like. The record is from RefSeq and is a predicted model, not a curated record. The transcript has a single exon. Gene Ontology annotation, molecular function: zinc ion binding; ubiquitin protein ligase activity; protein binding. Bases 1 to 1686 code for a protein of 561 amino acids. NCBI's taxonomy places the organism in Eukaryota, Metazoa, Mollusca, Bivalvia, Ostreida, Ostreidae.